This is a messenger RNA of Humulus lupulus (European hop), 1985 nucleotides long. RefSeq names its product (3S,6E)-nerolidol synthase 1-like. The transcript has 7 exons. The record is from RefSeq and is a predicted model, not a curated record. Gene Ontology annotation, molecular function: magnesium ion binding; terpene synthase activity. Bases 34 to 1785 code for a protein of 583 amino acids. Lineage: Eukaryota; Viridiplantae; Streptophyta; Magnoliopsida; Rosales; Cannabaceae.
UCACUCCCUUUUAUCUUCUUCUCUAAUACCUCUAUGGCUCUCUCUUCCUACGCAUCAUUUUGUUCGUUCAUAUUCAUACCCUCAGUUUCCCAUCACAAAACAACAAAUUCUGAAAACUCUAAGCUUAUUAGGAAUAGUUAUUAUGAUGAUCCCACACCACAACGAUGGAGCAAUAUUAAUACCCACAAUCAUAACACUUUGUUAAGUUCUACUCAUCCCCUACAAAAUUUUAAACCAUUACCUAAAUACCCUUGCACCAAUAUUGAUCAUGAUCUGGAAAUAUAUAGAGAGCUUAUAAGAAAAGCAGGAGAAGACCGCCCAUUUGAAGGUCUGAAGAUUGUUGAUGCUAUCCAACGGCUAGGAAUUGACUAUAUCUUCGAGGAAGAGAUUGAUGUAAUUCUACAAAAACAGUAUAAGUUUUUGAACGAUCAUCAUCAUCAAGAUCUGCAUGAGGUUGCUCUUCGCUUUCGACUCUUGAGACAACAUGGUCACUUCAUUCCUGCUGAUGUUUUUAACAAGUUCAAAGACAGUAAAGGAAUGUUCGACAAAAUGCUAAGCGAGGACAUCAAUGGCUUAAUAAGCUUAUAUGAAGCGUCGCAUCUAAGCAUAGACGGAGAACAUAUCCUUGACGAAGCUGCCUUAUUUACAACUCAACACCUAAUAAAUACAUCCAUGAUGAGACGUAGUCUUAAUCAUUAUCAGACCACAUUUGUGGCAAACACACUUAAAAAUCCCACUCACAAAACUUUAUCCAAGUUCACUGCCAAGAACCUUUUUGGUGUUCAUCCUAGUAUGAACGAAUACAUAAAUUUGUUCAAAGAACUUGCAAAAAGUGAGUUUAAUAAAGUCCAGUUCCUACACAGAGGGGAAAUUGAUCAAGUCACCAAGUGGUCGAGGAAGAUAGGUUUGGGUAAGGAAUUAGAGUUCGCCAGAAUCCAGCCGCUGAAGUGGUACAUUUGGUCCUUGGGCUGCCUAACAGACCCAAUCUUGUCGCAGCAAAGGGUUGAGCUUACAAAAGCCGUUUCCUUUAUCUAUAUAAUUGAUGAUAUUUUCGACGUUUAUGGCUCACUUGAUGAACUCAUUCUCUUCACUCAGGCCGUCUCUAGCUGGGAAAAUAGUGAUAUAGAAAAGCUUCCCGAGUACAUGAAGAUUUGCUUUGAAGCACUUGAUAACAUGAUCAAUGAAUCUUGCCACGUGGUCUAUCAAAAGCAUGGGUGGAGCCCGUUGCACUCUCUCCGAAAGACAUGGGGAAGGUUGUGCCAUUCGUUUUUGGUAGAAGCAAAGUGGUUUGCAUCAGGGCACGUGGCAAACACAGAAGAGUAUUUGAAAAAUGGUGUGGUUAGCUCAGGAAUACCAGCACUGCUGCUUCAUAUCUUUCUCCUCCUUGGUCAAGGUCUAACCUCGAAGAACGCACUCGAUUUUGUGGAAAACAUGCCUCCCAUCGUUACUUCUACAGCUUCAGUUGUCAGACUUUGGAAUGACUUGGGAAAUGCCCAGGACAAGAAUCCAAAGGGCGAUGAUGGAUCGUAUGUGGAAUGUUACAUGAAAGAAAGAGAGGGAUCUUCAAUAGAAGAUGCAUGUGAGAACAUCAUCGAAAAGACUUCAUAUGCAUGGAAGUGUCUCAACAAAGAAUGCAUAAUGAAUCCAAAUCCAGUGAUUCCACCGACAUUCCAAAAGGCUUGUCUCAAUUUCGCAAGAGUGGUUCCUUUGAGGUAUACUUAUAACGAUGACAACCAACAGAAUCUUGAGGAGCUUGUGAAAUCUAUCUUGUAUGAAAGUUUGUAGCGUAACUCAACACUAUACGUACAUAAGUUUAAUUUCACUUUUUUUGUCUGUUUAUGUGUUAUUAAGAUUUUCAUUCAGUUGAGAUCGACCAAUUUGGUAGCUUAAUUGGUUUUUGUCUCUUCUCAUACUAUGCAAGAAAGUCCUCUUAUAUAAGAUACGUUUAAUUAAUUACUCAUCACUACACUACACCUUUAGCUUAA